Molecule: messenger RNA, 729 nt
Organism: Didymodactylos carnosus
Lineage: Eukaryota; Metazoa; Rotifera; Eurotatoria; Philodinida; Philodinidae
Source: the annotation of a GenBank genome assembly
AUGUCGAGUCAAAUCUUUUCACAAAUGGAUAAUCUGAUUGGGUCUAGUCGUACUCAUCUCACUUCGUCAUCCAAACCAGUUCAACAUAGGAAAACUUUUCCUCGCUCUGCGUCAUCCAGUCCUCACAAAUCAUUAGAUCAACCUAAUGAAAAUGAUUCAUCUCUUACUGUUCAACACAAUAAAUUAGUUAAGAAAACAAAACAGUUUGAAUUAGUGACAAUAGCUGAUUCGAGCAUUGUUCAAGGUCUUCGAAAUGGCACAAUCGAUUUCCCAGAUAAAUCGUUUCGAUAUCACGUUUAUACGAAACGCGGAGCCGGGAUCGAGAGAAUGACUGAGUUUAUCAAGGAAAAACACUUCAAACCGUCGCCUCGUUUCAUUGUUUGUGUUGGAUCAACCAAUCUGAAAUAUGACAAACCGAGUGAUGUCCUGGAUAAAACCAAACUUUUGAUCUCAACAUUUGGAAAAUCCUAUCCAAAUACGAAAUUAGCUUUAACCACCGUAUCUCCGAUGAAUAUUUGUGGUUUGAAAGCCUCAGUUAAAGAGUUAAAUGAUGGCAUAAAUGAACACAACAUACGAUUAGCAUCUCUAACCACCACUAUGGGUGUUGAUCUGAUAUCGAUUGACUAUGAUAAGCGUAAUAUGAUAGCCGGUGAUGGACAUCAUUUAAGUGAUUCAGGUACUUUCAAACUAAGUAGUUCGCUGGACGAAUACUUAAAGAAUUGUCUUUAG